CAGGGCUAUGACGCCAUACCUCUCUCCCGCUGCCCAGGUUGCAGUGUCGCCGGAGGGGCAGGGCCCCACCCUAUGACAUCACUCCCGGCCCCGCCCCCCACGCAUGGCGGCCGAGGAGGGGAAGCUCUUUGUGGGGGGCCUCAACUACGACACGGACGAGCAGGGGCUGGAGCAGCACUUCAGCUCCUUCGGGCCCAUCGCCGAGGUGGUGGUGGUGAAGGACCGGGAGACCCAACGCUCGCGCGGCUUCGGCUUCGUCACCUUCACCAACCCUGAGCACGCCAGCGACGCCAUGAGGGCCAUGAACGGCGAGGUGGGGGGGGCUGGGGGGGCUGCAGGACCCUCAGGAGCCCUGCAUGACUUUUGGGGUCACUGAGGAGGUUUGGGACACU
Messenger RNA from Empidonax traillii (willow flycatcher), 392 nucleotides. RefSeq names its product RNA-binding protein 3-like. NCBI's taxonomy places the organism in Eukaryota, Metazoa, Chordata, Aves, Passeriformes, Tyrannidae. The record is from RefSeq and is a predicted model, not a curated record. The transcript has 2 exons. Gene Ontology annotation, biological process: positive regulation of mRNA splicing, via spliceosome; regulation of translation. Gene Ontology annotation, molecular function: ribosomal large subunit binding; RNA binding. Bases 104 to 376 code for a protein of 90 amino acids. Gene Ontology annotation, cellular component: spliceosomal complex.